Messenger RNA from Ostreococcus lucimarinus CCE9901, 1206 nucleotides. RefSeq names its product Translation elongation factor, mitochondrial (gene TufM). Gene Ontology annotation, molecular function: GTPase activity; translation elongation factor activity; GTP binding. Gene Ontology annotation, cellular component: mitochondrion. The transcript has a single exon. The record is from RefSeq and is a predicted model, not a curated record. Bases 1 to 1206 code for a protein of 401 amino acids. Gene Ontology annotation, biological process: mitochondrial translational elongation. Lineage: Eukaryota; Viridiplantae; Chlorophyta; Mamiellophyceae; Mamiellales; Bathycoccaceae.
AUGCGGCGAACGUACGCGGCGUACGACAUCAACACGCGAUCGAAGCCGCACCUGAACGUGGGGACGAUCGGACACGUCGAUCACGGGAAGACGACGCUCACGGCGGCGAUCACGAAGGUGAUGGCGGAGAUCGGAGGCGCGAAGGAGAUCGCGUUCGAUCAGAUCGAUAAGGCGCCCGAGGAGAAGGCGAGAGGGAUCACGAUCUCGACCUCGCACGUGGAGUACGAGACGGCGACGAGGCACUACGCGCACGUGGAUUGCCCGGGACACGCGGAUUACGUGAAGAAUAUGAUCACCGGGGCGGCGCAGAUGGACGGCGGGAUUCUCGUCGUGAGCGCGGCGGAUGGGCCGAUGCCGCAGACGCGGGAACACAUUUUGCUCGCCCGACAAGUUGGCGUGCCAUCGCUCGUGGUGUUCAUGAAUAAGGUGGACAUGGUGGACGACGAAGAGCUCGUGGAGUUGGUCGAGAUGGAGCUUCGCGAAUUGUUGAGCUUUUACAAGUUUCCCGGCGACGACAUUCCGAUCAUUAAAGGCUCGGCUUUGCACGCGUUGAAGGGCACGGAGCCCGCGAUCGGGAAAGACAAGAUCGUUGAAUUGAUGAAGGCGAUCGAUGAAUACAUCCCCGAACCCGCGCGCGCUUUGGACAAGCCGUUCUCGAUGCCCGUCGAAGACGUGUUUAGCAUUCAAGGCCGCGGCACCGUCGCCACCGGUCGCGUCGAGCAAGGCAUCAUUCGCACCGGUGACGACGUCGACGUCGUCGGCAUCACGCCCACGAAGAAGACCACGGUGACCGGGGUGGAGAUGUUCAAGAAGACGCUCAACGAAGGUCAAGCCGGCGACAACUGCGGGUUGUUGCUUCGCGGGUUGAAGCGCGACGAAAUUUUGCGCGGGCAAGUCUUGUGCAAGCCCGGGUCGAUCAAGCCGCACAGCAAGUUCGAGGCUGAGAUUUACGUGCUGAAGAAGGAAGAGGGCGGUCGACACACGCCGUUUUUCUCCAACUAUCGCCCGCAAUUUUUCAUGCGCACGGCUGACAUCACCGGCAACAUCACCUUGCCCGAGGGCACGGAGAUGGUCAUGCCGGGCGACAACGUCACCGCCGUCUUCGAGCUCAUCCAUCCGGUGGCGAUGGAGCCCGGUUUGCGCUUCGCCCUUCGCGAGGGCGGUCGCACCGUCGGCGCGGGCGUCGUCGCCAAGGUUUUGGACUAG